Messenger RNA from Lactuca virosa, 414 nucleotides. The record is from the annotation of a GenBank genome assembly. NCBI's taxonomy places the organism in Eukaryota, Viridiplantae, Streptophyta, Magnoliopsida, Asterales, Asteraceae.
AUAGAUCUCUUGUUACCACAAACAUACGCAGAAAUACUAAAACCCAAAUCGACGGGAAGCAAAUCAGUUGUUGUUUCGAACCCCAAUAUGCUCGGUGUUCGUUCUCGUACUUCGAAAAUCCUAGAGAGUGAAUUGCUUCAAAUCCCUUCUCCUAAAUUAGCUGGUCCAAUCUCUGAAUUUGAGCCAAUGGAUUCUGGCAACGAAUUCGAACUUCCACCGCCGUUUACAGAUGCCAACACCAGGAAAUUCUAUAGCAUCAAAGACAUUUAUGAAGGAUUAUAUUUAAACAGUUGUUCAACUGGAAAGAAACAAAGAUUGAUUGCAUCAGAUCUAAAGUAUAUUUUUCUGAUCUAUGGUUCUUUUGUUGGUAAUUAUUUCAAGGAAGGUUUAUCGCCAAUUAACUUAGUAAACUGA